AUGUCGUUUUCCGACUCCGACGUGUCCUCUCAUGGCGGAGAGUACAAGAAUUUCCGUCAAAUCAGCCGUGAUCGGCUAUUGUAUGAGAUGCUUCGUGCAUCCAAGUCAGAUGAUACAAGAUCAUCUUGGAAGGUUCUUAUCAUGGAUAAAGUUACAGUGAAGGUCAUGUCUGCGUCAUGCAAAAUGGCAGACAUCACCGAUCAAGGAGUUUCAUUGGUAGAAGAUAUUUUCAGACGACGAGAACCUCUGCCGUCUUUAGAUGCCGUAUACUUCAUUCAGCCUUCAAAGGAAAACGUGGUCUUGUUCUUAUCAGACAUGUCAGGAAGAGAACCUUUGUAUAAGAAAGCAUAUGUAUACUUCAGUUCGCCAGUAGCAAAGGAUUUGGUUGCUCGUAUCAAGAAUGACUCUAGUGUGCUGCCACGCAUUGGCGCUCUGCGUGAGAUGAAUUUGGAGUACUUCCCUAUAGAUAACCAGGCUUUCAUCACUGAUCAUGAGAGGGCGCUUGAAGAUCUAUUUGGUGAAAAUGCUGAAAGUUCUCGAAGAUUUGAUGCUUGUUUAAAUGAAGUGGCAAAAAGAAUGGCUACAGUGUUUGCUUCACUGAAGGAAUUCCCUGUUGUGCGAUAUCGAGCUGUAAAGGGGCUUGAUUCAUCAACAGUAAUUUCACCACGUCAGUUACUUCCUACAAAGCUUGCUGCUGCUGUAUGGAAUGUGAUAUCAACUUAUAAAAGUUCUAUUCCUAAUUAUCCCAAAAAAGAAACAUGUGAACUGCUGAUUUUGGAUAGAUCUGUUGACCUGAUUGCUCCUGUCAUUCACGAGUGGACUUAUGAUUCUAUGAUCCAUGAUCUACUUGACUUGGAUGGAAAUAAAUAUGUAUACGAGGUUUCUAGUAAAUCUGGUGGGCAACCUGAGAAGAAAGAAGCCCUUUUGGAGGAUCAUGAUCCUGUUUGGCUCGAGUUACGCCAUGCCCAUAUAGCAGAUGCUAGCGAACGGCUGCACGACAAGAUGACAAAUUUUGUUUCAAAGAAUAAAGCAGCUCAGUUGCAACAGAGAGAUGGUAGUGAAUUAUCUACAAGGGACAUGCAGAAAAUGGUUCAAGCUUUACCACAAUACAAUGAGCAAAUGGAGAAACUCACCCUUCAUGUUGAGAUUGCUGGAAAAAUCAACACACUUAUAAGGGAUAUGGGGCUGCGUGAUCUGGGACAACUUGAGCAGGACCUAGUUUUUGGGGAUGCUGGAACAAAGGAAGUUAUUAAUUUCUUUCGGACAAAGCAGGAUGCAUCAUCUGAAAACAAGCUGCGCCUGAUGAUGAUAUAUGCAUCUGUUUAUCCUGAGAAGUUUGAAGGUGACAAGGCUUCAAAACUUAUGCAGCUAGCAAAAAUAUCUGUUGAGGACAUGAAAGCAGUUAAAAAUAUGAGAAUGCUUGAAGGAUCAGAUAAUAGAAAGACAUCUGCCGGGGGUUUCUCAUUGAAAUUUGAUACGAAGAGGAAGCAUGCCGCAAGAAAGGAUCGGACAGCAGAGGAAGAAGAAACAUGGCAGCUCUUUCGGUUUUAUCCCAUGCUAGAGGAGUUGAUUGAAAAUUUGAAUAAAGGAGACUUGCCAAAGGAUGAAUAUCAGUGCAUGAAUGAGCCAAAUUUAUUGACCAGCGAAGCAAAUGGAUCUUCUAAUGGUGGAUCAUCGAGGGGCCAUUCAAAUCCACAUUCAAUGAGAUCAAGGCGGACUGCAACAUGGGCACGGCCUCGCCUAUCUGACGAUGGCUAUUCAAGUGACUCAACUUUGAAAAACGUAUCUGAACUGAAAAAAAUGGGACAGCGGAUAUUUUUGUUCAUCAUUGGUGGAGCAACACGAUCUGAGCUUAGGGUUUGCCACAAACUUACAACAAAAUUGAGGAGAGAAGUUGUCCUGGGUUCAACUAGCUUUGAUGAUCCUCCUGUCUAUAUUACGAAACUUAAGAUGCUUUCAGAAAAGGAGCUUUCGGUUGAGGACAUUAGAAUAUAG
Molecule: messenger RNA, 1995 nt
Organism: Oldenlandia corymbosa var. corymbosa
Lineage: Eukaryota; Viridiplantae; Streptophyta; Magnoliopsida; Gentianales; Rubiaceae
Source: the annotation of a GenBank genome assembly